Molecule: messenger RNA, 387 nt
Organism: Staurois parvus
Lineage: Eukaryota; Metazoa; Chordata; Amphibia; Anura; Ranidae
Source: the annotation of a GenBank genome assembly
CAGUCUUGCACAGUGUACCGGCUCCUCCCCUUCAGUCUUGCACAGGUGUACCGGUGUAGCGGCUCCUCCCCUCCAGUCUUGCACAGGUGUAACGGCUCCUCCCCUUCAGUCUUGCACAGGGUGUACCGGCUCCUCCCCUUCCGUCUUGCACAGGUGUACCGGCUCCUCCCCUUCAGUCUUGCACAGGUGUACCGGCUCCUCCCCUUCAGUCUUGCACAGGUGUACCGGCUCCUCCCCUUCAGUCUUGCACAGGUGUACCGGCUCCCCCCCUUCAGUCUUGCACAGGUGUACCGGCUCCUCCCUUCAGUCUUGCACAGGUGUACCGGCUCCUCCCCUUCAGUCUUGCACAGGUGUACCGGCUCCUCCCCUUCAGUCUUGCACAGGUGU